GGAAAUUUUGUUAAAGCCUUGGUAUGAAUGUGUAGAGUGAAGUAAGCGGAAUCGAUUAGAGUUGAAUUACUUAUACUUGUAAUGGAAUCAGUUCGUUAAUACUAUGGAGGACUUAACAUAAAUAUGGUUUUAGAUCGAACAGCAAUGAGGAUAUUGAAAAUAUGAAUCUUCUACGUGGGCUUCAUACUUUCGGAGCAACUGAAUUCGGUUCAUUAUUUAUUAUUAUAGGGGGUUAUUGCUUCUGAGAGUUUUUCAUCUGUUAUUUGCUGAUUCUAAAUGAUGAAUCUGUCACCUGUUUUUUUUCUUAACUAUUAGUUUACUAGAUGAUUGAUCCUUCUACUUCGUGCUCCACCAUCCGCACAUCAAUUCCACCACACAUUCUUUGAGUUAUUAUUGUUGUUUUUUUUAAUUAAUUAUUAUUAUUAUUGUUUUUUGUGACCUGAUUUCAGCUUUAGUAGAGGUUUGAAAUGUAAAGAAAUUACUAGAUUCUGUUCAUGAUACUCUUUAGGGGGCUUCUCUUCGUUCUUGUUUAGUUCAUAAUGGGUCUUGGUGGCUAACUCCAUCUGUUGUUAUCUUCUUGCCCAGUUAAUUUCUUUUUAUCUUUGAAGAACAUUUGAAAGUGGAAGGUUAAGAAGGUUGUCCAGAUGGAGGAUUAACUCUAAUGUUAAUUCCUAGAGGAGGAAUUCAUUUAUGUACCUGCAUACCUACAACCUCUUUGGUGUAUUCUUCGUUUGAGUUUUAGUGUAUAAGAGCUAUUGUUUGGUUCAGUCUCGUUCCCCACAGUUUCUGGAUUAGUUGUCUUGAGGUGUGAGAUUCAUUUCAAUUGAGUGUUGUGGAUUUUAUUUUAAUAUUUGAGACAUGGUCCAAAUUGGGAGGUACGAUAGGUAGUAUGUAGUAUGGAUUUGGAAUUGAAUGUUCGAAGGAAAACCUGCGUUAGCUGUCUCGUUGUCUGAUACGUAGGUAUCUGCCCAAGUUUCACAGUUCACAUGUUGCCUGUAAGUAAAUGCGUGACAGCUAGGGAUAAAGCACUACUGUUACUGGAGUUCAGGUGACAGCUUAGCUAUAGUAGCGCUUAACAUCUAUAGUAGUUAAAGAGUGUCAUCAUAGUUUAGUUUCAUUCUCUUACAAGCAGCAUUUUAAUAUAGUCUAUAGAACUCAAGCUAGCGAGUGAAGUGAGACACCUAAGAGUUGCACGAACGAUAGUUCACUACGAUAAUAGUGGGACAGUAGUGCGUGUGUGAGUCUGCUCAUAGGGAUUGCACCUAACUUCUUCAAGUACUUCCUUGCAGUUGUCGCAUUUGCUUUCUCUCUGAACAAAGGACUGUGGCUUCUUUCUUCUCUAUCUAUCUAAAAGUAGAGUCACUGGUCAGCAGAGCACUUUUAUAGCGUUUAGUAGUUCAAGGGAUAAGUAGCUACAAGAAUCUACUGAGCUAAUCAUCUAAUCUAAGCAGUAGCAUCUCAACUCAAAGUCUUUUAUGCCCGCAAGAGGAAAGAGUCUCUAUCUACACGAAACACACAACAACAACAAUCAAAUAGAAAGCCUAUGGCGAAAGAAAUAAUAUUUGGAGGAAUUUUUGCUAAGUUGGCUCUUACUUUGUAUGGAGGGAGAGGUUCUUGCCUUCUUGGAAGGAGUGGAAGUUUCUUUAAUAAAUUUAUUAUGCAUCAAAGACUCCAGUUUGCAGAUUUUGACACUUUGCUUUGGGAUACCAUCACUAUUGGACGCUGCUGCACCUCAGCUUGCCAGAUUGAAGGAGCCUAUAGUUCUAGCAAAAGUGAAUGCUGACAAGUAUACUAGUCUUGCUAAAAAAUAUGACGUUGAUGCCUAUCCUACAAUCAAGAUCUUCAUGCAUGGUGUCCCAGUAGACUAUUAUGGACCAAGGAAAGCAGAGUUACUUGCCCGUUAUCUGAAGAAAUUUGUUGCUCCAGAUGUCUCAGUUCUUGAGUCAGACUCAUCAAUUAAUGAAUUUGUUGAAGCUGCUGGGCCUUACUUCCCUAUCUAUUUGGGUUUUGGUUUAGAUGAAUCUGUUAUUUCCAAAUUUGGUAUUAAGUAUAAGAAAAAGGCCUGGUUUUCAGUGGCAAAGGGUUUCUCAGAGGAUAUCAUGGUGUCUUAUGAUUUUGAUAAAGUUCCUGCUUUGAUUUCUAUCCAUCCAAAUUACAACAAUGAGCGGAGCAUCUUUUAUGGUCCUUUUGAAGAACCGUUCUUGGAGGAAUUCAUAAAACAAAGUCUGUUCCCUCUUGUUCUGCCCAUAAACUACGACACUCUCAAGCUACUAAAAGACGAUGACAGGAAAAUAGCACUCACAAUUGUGGAGGAUGAGGAUGAGGACCAGACAAAGAAGUUGAUCAAUUUAUUAAAGGCUGCUGCAUCUGCUAAUCGUGACUUGGUGUUUGCUUAUGUUGGGGCUAAACAGUGGGGGGAAUUUGCUGAUUCGUUUAGGGACAAGAAGACCACACUGCCAAAAAUGGUCAUUUGGGAUGGGGAGGACGAUUACUUAAUGGUUACUGGGUCAGAAAGCAUUAUCGGGAACGACCAUGCAUCCGAAAUCUCAAAAUUUAUUGAAGGAUAUAGAGAAGGAAGAACUGAAAAAAGAAGAGUUGCGGGUCCUGCAAUUCUUGGCUUCAUAAAUUCACUAAUAGGCAUCAGGACUAUAUACAUCAUUGUAAUUAUUGUUGCAGUAAUAAUGCUUUACCAAAACCUCACCAAAGAAGAUAGCGAAUAUAACAGAGUCGAUACCUCUGCUCGGGAUCAGGUUGAGCAAACGAGCAGCAGCUCUGCCGCAGAGGUUCAAAGGUCCGAAUACAAGGCUGGUGACAAGGAAGAUUGAAUGUGGAUUUUGGUGAAUUAUUCGUUAUUAGGACCUUUGAACGGCUUAAGAAAAAGACAGAUAUUGGGAAGGAAGCAGAAAUGAAAUUAUGUUGGGAGCCAUUGUGAAAUAACUGAUGAAAUGUGUAAUUUGGUGAUCAAUUCCCAUUACCAAACCCCAUCAUUUUACUCCUUGCCUUAGUAAACCUAUAAACAUAUAUUUGAUGUAUUUUCUUUCUUACUCGGAUAUCAUUAGGUUUUUGGCUCAAUUUAAAUUUACUUUUUCUUA
Messenger RNA from Cucumis melo (muskmelon), 3092 nucleotides. RefSeq names its product protein disulfide-isomerase 5-2. The coding region runs from base 1599 to 2825 and encodes 408 amino acids. The transcript is spliced from 5 exons. Gene Ontology annotation, biological process: response to endoplasmic reticulum stress; protein folding. Lineage: Eukaryota; Viridiplantae; Streptophyta; Magnoliopsida; Cucurbitales; Cucurbitaceae. The record is from RefSeq and is a predicted model, not a curated record. Gene Ontology annotation, molecular function: protein disulfide isomerase activity. Gene Ontology annotation, cellular component: endoplasmic reticulum.